CCCUAUUCUCCUCUUCGCAUUCAGCAACUUUCAGCAGCAGCAUCUCCAUCAUCUGGAGCUCCUCAGUCCUCCCUCACAUCCUCAUCCAAGUCAGAGUUCGUCGCCAGCUCCCGUCGUCUGUCGCCAGCUCGCCAGUGUUCGUUGCCAGCUUCCUGUCGUCCGUCGAUCUCCGUCAAAUCUCCGCCCCCUGCCCUCGCCGAAGCCAUGGGAUUUAGAAACUUGGGGCUACUUGGAUCAUUUGCCAAAGAGGGGUUGGAAAAAGCAUUCUCUCUUGGAAAGUUCUUCUGUUUUCUACAUGUCACCGACACCUAUUUGGUCACCUUUGUUGUGACAUCUGGUCCCAGCAUGCUUCCCACAAUAGAUUUGAUCCCAACAAUGUUUUUGGGUGAAAGGAUCUCAACUAGAUUUGGUAAAGUUACUCGUGGAGAUAUUGUGAUUAUUCGCUCCCCUCAAAACCCUAGGAAGCUUAUUGCUAAACGAUUGGCUGGAAUGGAGGAUGAUACUGUUACAUACAUUUCUAACCCUGAUGAGCCUGAUAAGCAGGAAACUAUUGUGGUUCCAAAGGGUCACGUUUGGAUACAGGGUGAUAAUGCAUAUAAAUCCAAUGAUUCAAGGAAUUUUGGUGCUGUUCCUUAUGGACUUAUUCAGCACAGGCUAUUUUGGAGGGUAUGGCCAAUCAAAGGUUUUGGACCUUUCUGGAAACACUGAUGUGAGUGUACUCUAUGAUUCUCAAGUGAAGUUCAAUGAAAUUCAGCUUCACAAAUCCCCUUUUCGUCGUUUCCCUCUCUCUCUCCUCUCUCUCUUCUCUUUCGAUCUCAUACCGUACAAUUUAUUCAAGUUCACUAGCUUUUGUAUCCUAAUUCCAUUGAUUCCAAUAUUAUGUUUCUAAGUUGCACAUUUGGAGCCUUGGGUGGCAAAAAAAUAAUACAAAAUAUACUAUCUUGUCAAAAGAUAACAAUGAGAUAAAUAGUUUAAAAUUUAACACUCCGGUAAAUAGAUCUAUGAUACUUGGGUUAAAAAAAAUC
Messenger RNA from Arachis duranensis, 1025 nucleotides. RefSeq lists its product as uncharacterized. NCBI's taxonomy places the organism in Eukaryota, Viridiplantae, Streptophyta, Magnoliopsida, Fabales, Fabaceae. Gene Ontology annotation, molecular function: serine-type endopeptidase activity. Bases 205 to 708 code for a protein of 167 amino acids. The record is from RefSeq and is a predicted model, not a curated record. The transcript is spliced from 5 exons. Gene Ontology annotation, cellular component: membrane; mitochondrial inner membrane peptidase complex.